UUUGUUUAGUACUUCAUACAUGCAUUGUUUUUUUUUUGAAAAUUUUUUCGUGGUGUCGCGCCCGUGGUUGCCGGUAUCUUUCCACGCUGCAAAUGGCGGCAUGCCUACUAGGCUACUACUGUACAAUAAAACAGCAGAGGAUUCCUCCUUCCCCUGCGCUGCGCCUGCUCGUUUCUUCUCUAGCGUUUGUUCCUUUGUCCCCUUUACAGUCCUGCUCCGUUUGUUCGCUUCCUAAAUCCUCCUCAGUUCCAGCAUCCCCCUGCUGAUUUAGCUACCAGUGUCCCGCUCGCUCGCGCCACUGAGCUUUGCGCGCUCUCAACCACUCCAGAUCACGCCCGCUGGUGCUGCAGCAGCGCCGGUGUCCAAGAAAUGAGCUUGCGGGGCGACCCGGCGGCCGCCGGGGACGAGACGGCGGAGGAGCUGCUGAAGCGUGUCCGGGGGAUGGUGCCGCCGGCGCUGGCGGCGGCGGGGCCGGCGGCCGGGUUCCCGGGCCGGUGGAAGGCGAUCGCCGCCAAGCUGGAGGCGCUCCCGGCGUGCCUGUCCGACCUGUCCAGCCACCCUUGCUUCGCCAAGAACGCGCUGUGCCGCGAGCUGCUGCAGUCCUUGGCCGCCACGCUCGCCGAGGCGGCCGACCUCGCGGGCCGGUGCCGGGGGCCGCCGCCGGACGGGAAGCUGCGGACGCAGAGCGCCAUCGACGCGCUCUCCGGGAAGCUGGACCUCAACCUCCGGGACUGCGCGCUGCUCGUCAGGACCGGCGUGCUGUCCGACGCCUCCGGCCCGUCGCCGCCGGCGGAGGCGCCGGCGCACGCGGACGUCCGGGAGCUGCUCGCGAGGCUGCAGAUCGGGCACACCGAGGCGAAGAACCGGGCCAUGGACGGGCUCCUCGAGGCGCUGCGCAACGACGAGAAGAGCGUGCUCUCCGUGCUCGGCCGCGCCAACGUCUCCGCGAUGGUGCAGCUGCUCACGGCGUCGGCGCCCGUGGUCCGGGAGAAGGCCGCCACGGUGAUAUGCCAGGUCGCGGAGUCGGGCAGCUGCGAGGGGCUGCUCGUGUCGGAGGGCGUCCUGCCGCCGCUCAUCAGGCUGGCCGAGUCCGGCAGCCUCGUCGGGCGCGAGAAGGCCGCAAUCACGCUGCAGCGCCUGUCCGCCGUCUCCCCUGACGUUGCGCGCGCGAUCGUCGGCCACGGCGGCGCCGGCCCACUCAUCGAGAUCUGCCAGACGGGGGACUCCAUCUCGCAGCCCGCCGCGGCCGGCGCGCUCAAGAACCUCUCGGCGGUGCCGGAGGUGCGGCAGGCCUUGGCCGACCAAGGAAUCGUCCGCGUCAUGGUCCACCUGCUGGACUGCGGCGCCGUGGCCGGCUCCAAGGAGCACGCCGCCGAGUGCCUGCAGAACCUGACGUCGAGCAACGACGGCUUGCGGCGCGCCGUGGUGUCCGAGGGCGGGCUGCGCAGCCUGCUGCUCUACCUGGACGGCCCGCCGCCGCCGGAGUCCGCGGUGGGCGCGCUCCGGAACCUCGUGGGCGCCGUGUCGCCCGACAGCCUGGUGUCGCUGGGCGUGCUGCCUCGGCUGGCCCACGUGCUGAGGGUGGGGUCGGUCGGCGCGCAGCAGGCGGCGGCGGCGGCGAUCUGCCGGAUGUCGAGCUCCGCGGAGAUGAAGCGCGUGGUCGGCGAGCACGGGUGCGUGCCGCUGCUGGUGCGGCUGCUGGAGGCCAAGUCGAACGCGGCGCGCGAGGUGGCGGCGCAGGCCCUGGCGAGCCUGGCGAGCUGGCCGCCCAACGCCCGGGAGGUGAGGAAGGACGACAAGGGCGUGCCGAGCCUGGUGCAGCUGCUGGACCCGAGCCCGGCGAACACGGCCAACAAGUACGCCAUCGGGUGCCUGCUGACGCUGGCGGCGAGCAAGCGGUGCAAGAAGCUGAUGAUCUCGCACGGCGCCAUCGGGUACCUGAAGAAGCUCUCCGACAUGGACGUCGCCGGCGCCAGGAAGCUGCUCGAGAGGCUGGAGCGCGGCAGCCUGCGCAGCCUCUUCAGUAGGAACUAGCGUAGUAGCGUAUAGCGGCUGUAAAAAUCUAAGCUUCACUCGUUGCUUAUAUGGUGAUGAUACCUUGGCAUUUUCUUUUGUUUUUGCUGUAACAUGUAUAAAAAUCAAGUCUAGUUUGACAGUUGACACACACAACACUGUCGAUGAAAUGGAGCUGUGCAGGUGUUCGUGUUAGAUUUAUAUAUGGAGCUGUAAAAUAGUAGCAAUUUUUUUUUCCUUUUGCGAAUGUUGGCUCUCGCAUGUACUACUUCAGAUAUCAGACGCCAUGUUUGAUCGAUGAUUUGACAACGUACAACGCCCUGGUACAUGUGAGCUCCAUU
Molecule: messenger RNA, 2354 nt
Organism: Panicum virgatum (switchgrass)
Lineage: Eukaryota; Viridiplantae; Streptophyta; Magnoliopsida; Poales; Poaceae
Product: vacuolar protein 8-like
Exons: 1
Coding region: 370-2034 (554 amino acids)
Molecular function (GO): protein binding
Source: RefSeq, a predicted model, not a curated record